Molecule: messenger RNA, 680 nt
Organism: Nestor notabilis (Kea)
Lineage: Eukaryota; Metazoa; Chordata; Aves; Psittaciformes; Psittacidae
Product: endophilin-A1
Exons: 6
Biological process (GO): synaptic vesicle uncoating
Cellular component (GO): presynapse; cytoplasm; glutamatergic synapse
Molecular function (GO): protein binding
Source: RefSeq, a predicted model, not a curated record
GUGAGUGAAAAAGUAGGAGGUGCCGAAGGAACCAAGCUAGAUGAUGACUUCAAAGAAAUGGAAAGGAAAGUGGAUGUUACCAGCAGGGCAGUUAUGGAGAUAAUGGCAAAGACAAUAGAGUAUCUUCAGCCCAAUCCAGCUUCCAGAGCUAAACUCAGCAUGAUCAACACUAUGUCAAAAAUUCGAGGCCAGGAAAAGGGACCAGGUUACCCUCAGGCUGAAGCCUUGCUGGCAGAUGCGAUGCUGAAAUUUGGACGAGAGCUUGGAGAAGAAUGCAACUUUGGACCAGCACUUGCAGAUGUUGGAGAAGCUAUGAAGGAGCUUUCUGAGGUCAAGGACUCUCUAGACAUGGAAGUGAAACAAAACUUCAUUGACCCACUUCAGAAUCUCCAUGACAAAGAUCUGAGAGAAAUACAGCAUCACCUAAAGAAAAUGGAGGGUCGACGCCUGGAUUUCGAUUACAAGAAGAAAAGACAGGGCAAGCUCCCUGAUGAAGAACUUCGCCAGGCUCUGGAGAAAUUUGAUGAAUCAAAAGAAAUUGCCGAGUCAAGCAUGUUCAACCUUCUGGAGAUGGAUAUUGAACAAGUGAGCCAGCUUUCUGCUCUUGUACAAGCCCAGCUGGAAUACCACAAGCAGGCCACACAGAUUCUGCAGCGAGUUACUUCUAAGCUGGAAGAUAG